Protobothrops mucrosquamatus (brown spotted pit viper) is the source of this 1299-nucleotide messenger RNA. Its product is annotated as fetuin-B-like. The transcript is spliced from 10 exons. The record is from RefSeq and is a predicted model, not a curated record. Bases 1 to 1299 code for a protein of 432 amino acids. Gene Ontology annotation, cellular component: extracellular region. Gene Ontology annotation, molecular function: cysteine-type endopeptidase inhibitor activity; metalloendopeptidase inhibitor activity. Lineage: Eukaryota; Metazoa; Chordata; Lepidosauria; Squamata; Viperidae. Gene Ontology annotation, biological process: binding of sperm to zona pellucida; negative regulation of endopeptidase activity.
AUGCGUCGUUUAAUUUCCUUCUUCAUUGGGAUACAGAUGCUUCUCUCGAUGGUUGCCUCUUCCCCUUUACCCUUUGUUCACCCAUCAUGCAGUUCUUUGGAGGUAAAGGCUGCUGCAGAAGCGGCCGUUGACAAACUCAAUGCACAUCGGAAAGAAGGCUACAUUCUUGGCCUCCAGCGCAUUUUUGAUGCCCGUGAACUACCCCAGUUUGGUAGUUCUCUUUUCUACCUCACCUUGGAUAUGUUAGAAACCGACUGCUAUGUCCUGACUAGGAAACCAUGGAAAGAAUGCAAGAUUAGACAUCUAUACGAGACAGUCUAUGGUCAAUGCAAAGUAGUAAUUGUUUACAACAAGAAUACAGAUUAUUCGCACCUGUUCAGUUAUCACUGUGCCUUACGCCCAGUUUCUAGUUCGGAUAUUGUAUUUCUUUGCCCUGACUGUCCAACGCCUGGAAAUACUUCUGAAGCCGUUUUUCAGCAGACAGCAUUGGAAUCACUGGCCAAAUUCAAUGCUGAAAAUGAACAUAAUCGUUAUUUUGGCCUUGAUAAGGUCACGAAAGCCAGUUCACAGUGGGUUGUUGGUCCUUCCAACUUUGUGGAAUACACCAUCCGUGAGACUUCCUGCCCCAAAAGUACAUCUGUUUCUGACGUCACUCAGUGCCCCUUCCUCCCAGUUGAAACUGCAAAAAGAGGUCUAUGCAAAGGCUCUGUGAUAAUCAGUGAGAUAGAAAAAAAGAAAUUUGUCACUGUAAAAUGUGAUUUCUUCCCACCUCCGAUAGUUCAUACAUUGGCUGCCUCGACAGCUCCUUCCUUUGUUUACCCAUCAUGCAAUUCCGUGGUGGUAAAGGCUGCAGCAGAAGUGGCCCUUAACAAAGUCAAUUCAAAUCGGAAACAAGGCUACGUUCUUGGCCUCCAGCGUAUUUUUGAUGUCCACGAACUACCCAAGAAAAAUGGUGAUUCUCUUUUCUACCUCAUCUUGGACGUGUUAGAAACCAAAUGCCAUAUCCAGAGCGGGAAAAAGUGGAAGGAGUGUGAGUUUAGAAAUAAAGAGGGAGCUCUGUUUCAUGCAGUGGCUUCCGUCCCACUUCCUCACUUUCUUUCCCCAUCGUGCAAUUCUGUGGGGGUAAACAUUGCUGCAGAAGAGGCCCUUAACAAACACAACAAAUAUCGGACAGAAGGCUACGUUCUUGGCCUCCAGCGCAUUUUUGACGCCCAAGAAGUAUCCGAGAAACCGAUUGCCAUGUCCGGAGCAGGAAAUCGUGGAAAGAGUGCAACUUUAGACGUCCACAUGAGACAGUAA